This is a messenger RNA of Habropoda laboriosa, 1302 nucleotides long. RefSeq lists its product as uncharacterized. Bases 1 to 1302 code for a protein of 433 amino acids. The transcript has 5 exons. NCBI's taxonomy places the organism in Eukaryota, Metazoa, Arthropoda, Insecta, Hymenoptera, Apidae. The record is from RefSeq and is a predicted model, not a curated record.
AUGAGAGCCUUGGUUUUCCUUUACUGGAUACUCGUCUUUCAAUCGAUGUUAAUCGCUUCUACUGUUCAUGCUGAGGAUCGUCAAGUGGGAACCAGUGGAGAUUUACGAGAAAUCGUGAAACAAAAAUUCACUUUGACAUUGUUUCAUCCCUCUUGGAAGACCGCUACGUUAAUCAGGCGCGAACGAGAUGAUAAGAUUGAGGAAGAAGAGGCUAUUCCAACGAGACACGCUAAACACCGGAAGAGACGUCGCUGUAGAAAUCGAUCCUCGUGCUUUCGUAGUGAUUCGCGUGUCCUCGAGUCGUCGAAGAAAGAUCGAGACUCGAUUAAUACGGUUUCAGAGAUCGAGGAAGGGUUACGAGAUAGAUCAGGAGUGAAAAGUCGCGUGCAGGAGUCGUACAAUGAAGGUAAAACGGAGGAUUACGAUGUUACCGACACCGAGGAAGAAAAAGACAGAAGUUUUAUUCUUGCACAGAGGAACACCUCUUCCAACGACGAUUUAGAGCUGCUAGAUUCAUACGACGAUGGUGCUUCUUCCGGUGAGAUCGAGCUCGAGAACGUAGACGUGUUACCUAGUACGAAAACUCGUUUGAAGAAGGAGAAAAUCGGUGACAAUACGGAUUAUACGGAUGAAAUUCAACCUUCUACCAUUUACUCGGCUAUAGACGAUCAAGUGGCGAUUCACGAAGGUUUAAGCGUCCUGCUGAGCAGAUUGUUCCAAAGUCUACGGAACGCUUCCGCAAUAGGCAGUCAGGACAUCUUCAAGGAGUUGAAUUUCGUGAACACGACGAACGAGGAUCCCUGUCAAAAAUGGUUGAACAGUAGGGAUAAGCUCGAGCAUGUUUUCUUAGGUGGACUAACUUCGUUGCCUGCCUGCCCAUGCCAAUAUCCGAGUAAUAUCUUUUACGACGACAAAAUUUGGGACGAGAGGCAGAAGAGGUAUUUUAGGUGGCGGGACGUGAGCGGCGAUUCACAAAGGCUCGACGUCUACAAACCGGGAGCCACUUACUGCGUACGUUCGUUGCUGAUGCAGGGAAGCGGAAGCGCGGCCGCUCAGCAUUGCUGUUACGACCAGAGGAGGAAACUCUUGACCCGUGGUUCCGGUGCCGGUACUCCGAACUUCGUUAGUCCAGAGAUAUCGGCCAUAUUGCACGAGAGAAUCGACGUGCUGCCGUGGAGGCUCUGCAAGGGUGUUUUUUCCAGAUAUAACGGGGUGAGACCGCCAAACAACGACAACAGCUGCGACGCGAACCCUGACGACGAAGAGUAUCAACGACAGAUCGACGAUACCAAGUACUAUUAG